UCAUCGGGGAUAAGAAGGCGGUCUCCGGUGAUUUGGGGUGAGCUGCAGAAGGAGUCUCGGGCCCACAUUCACCAGGAUGGGUCGCUUGGUUACAUUCUUCCCGUGUUUGGCCCAGUGGAUCUUAAGAACUUGGCCGAUUUUCCUGAGAAGUGGUUUGUCAAUUGCAAGAUGUCCCGAUCCCCGAAGGUUAUUGAGGUGGCCAAGAAUCCUAUGCUCAGCUGGGACCUGGGCGCGGAGCUUUCUGUGGACAGCUUGACGUUUUCUCAGCAGAUAGAGUAUGCCGCAAUUUCUAUUGCUCAAGGCCUUGUUGUACUGGUCCAUGCCCACGAGGGGGUGAAGAAAUACAUGAAGGAGGCCAAUCCGGUGAUAGACGAGCACAAGGUUUGCGUUGAGACGAUCUGCUCCCUCAAGAUCUGCAACAACUCUCAGUUUCGGAAGCCACGAAGAAGGGGGCCAAGUCGAAUUGAUGGUAACCUCGGUGGGAUGGUGACGACGGUCAGCGGGUUGCGGCUGAAGCCACGGAGAAGGGGGCCAAGUCGAAUUGAUCAAGAAAUCAUUUCUCAUUUUGGUCUUAUGGCGACAUGCGACAGGGAAGAAGAAUUAGGGCAUAUGGGUCAGGUGUGCAAAAUCGAGUUUGAAGGGAUAAAAAUG
Molecule: messenger RNA, 651 nt
Organism: Striga asiatica
Lineage: Eukaryota; Viridiplantae; Streptophyta; Magnoliopsida; Lamiales; Orobanchaceae
Source: the annotation of a GenBank genome assembly